Staurois parvus is the source of this 270-nucleotide messenger RNA. The record is from the annotation of a GenBank genome assembly. Lineage: Eukaryota; Metazoa; Chordata; Amphibia; Anura; Ranidae.
GAGCUGCCUUUCAGUGUCACCCAUCAGUGCCAGUCAGUGCCACCUAUCAAUACCAAUCAGUGCCACCUAUCAGUGCUGCCAGUCAGUGCCGCCUAUCAGUGCCAGUCAGUGCCGCCUAUCAGUGCCAGUCAGUGCCGCCUAUCAGUGCCGCCUAUCAGUGCUGUGUCAGUGCCACCUAACAGUGCCAGUCAGUGCCAGUAUCAGUGCUGCCUAUCAGUGCUGCCUAUCAGUGCCAUGUAUCCGUGCUGCCUUGCAGUGCCCAUCAGUGAU